This is a messenger RNA of Somion occarium, 2027 nucleotides long. Lineage: Eukaryota; Fungi; Basidiomycota; Agaricomycetes; Polyporales; Cerrenaceae. The record is from the annotation of a GenBank genome assembly.
GCACGCAACAUGAGGUCGGCCUGACGCGAUGUAGCGCCAUGCCGACUUGGCAAUUCCCUAUCUUACUAACUUCUCUUAGUUGAUGCUCAGUCAGACCCUCUUUAUACUUUGCUUGCGCUGAACGGCGCCGUGGGUGUUGCAGAACCGCAUCCAUGGCCACCCAGGACGACGCAGACGAGCGACAACCACUUCUUCGAUCCGAAGACGAUGAAGGACCACAGGCUGCUGCCGCGCCGAGCAAAGCUCGGACACCUCUUCCUAAGGCUCAGCUUGCGACCGUCUUCUUCAUAAAGCUCUUGCUUCCUGUUGCUUCAACGCAGAUAGCCCCUUAUCUCAACCUCAUGAUGGAGACAUUCCCAGGAAGUAGCAAGGAGAAAGUGGGCUACUAUAGUGGGCUGGUCAGCAGCACUCAUUCCCUCGCUCACAUGCUGAGCAUAUAUCCGUGGUCACACCUUUCGGAUCGCGUCGGUCGUCUGCCGGUUCUCUUUAUCGGGACCAUAGGACUUGCAGUCUUCACAACAUUAUUCGGGCUAUCGAACAGUCUUACUGGGGUUCUCAUUACCCGUUUCCUAUGUGGAAUCUUCUCUGGCACUACGGGAGCUAUUCAUUCGGUUGUGGGUGAACUGACAGAUACCACAAAUCAAGGAAUAGCGUUUCCAUUGUACGAUAUUGUUGCAGCUGUUGGAUUUGUGAUAGGACCUCUCAUUGGCGGCAAUCUCGCUAAUCCUACGAAACAUCCAUCAUGGCCGUGGCCGCCCGCUAAGCAAUCGCCUACUCAAAUGGCGAUGCCGUCGUUUUCACCAUUCCCCAUCAAUCCUCUGACGUCACCGUCAGGUAUCACAGAGCUCUUUGAAGAGUAUCCGUACCUCCUACCAUGUCUUACGACGUCAGCGUUAGCUGUCACAGCAGCCAUCUUGGGGUUGAUCUUUCUAGAUGAGACACUCCCUACGAAGCGGAAGAAGGUCGACCAAGCUCAAGUAGAAACAAGUGUGGUGGAACCUUCCGGUGUUUCAACUGAAUCUGAACCCGAACCUGAGAGGCCUUUGCCCCUUCGGAAGCUCUUCCAGAUUCCGCUCAUCCUCUCGAUCUGCCUUUCAUCAUUUGUUCUGGGCGGUGUCGCUGCAGCGUUUAACGUCGUAAUCGUGCUCGUCGCCUACACGGAUAUGAAUCAUGGUGGUUUAGGUUUGGAUCCUCGACGAAUUGGUCAUGCAUUAUCUCUCAUGGGCUUUAUUUCAAUCUUCCUCAAACUCAGCUUAACGCGUAUUCUCAAACCUUCUGGCACCCCUGUAUCCUCGCUCAAAUCAAAUUUGAAACCUCAUUUUGAAGACAAAGCUACAGAUAUCUGGAUAUUCGCCAUGCGCACUUGGCCGAUCACAUUCAUCGGAUUCAUAGUCCUGCAUCUAGUGGCCAAAUGGCUCGGUGCUGAUGACGGACAUGAGGAGGGCGGAAUUAGUGCUGUAAUGUGGUUUGCCGUUUCCAUCGUACUGUUCCUGAGUCGAUUGGGAUGUCUCGGAUUCACUAUUAUCAUGAUUCUCGCCCGUGAUGCAGCACCUAACUCGAGUUCACUCGGUGCCACGAACGGGUUGAUGGAGUUUGCUCAGCUGAUAGGGAUUACAGGCGCGCCUGUCGUUGUCAGCUCAUUGUUUGCGUUCUCCAUCACACAUGACGCUCUCGGCGGAUACUUGUGGGUACUCUUCUGCGUCAUCAGUUCUGCAAUAGGUGCAGUUCUUGCUGCUCAGGUUCGCAAAUACCGGCAGGCUUCUUUCAACUCUCUAUCUCUUCGUGAUCGCGCUUCUUGAGGUCUACAGGUAUCGUUUUUACAGUCAGGGACAUUGUUCCACUAGACACGAGCGUAUCAGGUUUGUAAUUUUGUACUCUACUCUGUAUAUUGGAUGUGUAUUCUAGACGGAUUUCUUGGACUAUAUCUGGCUUUCCUUGUGUGCUUGCGCUUACAGGAAAUAAAAAUUACGGGCGUUUCCUCGGAUAAACUCUUCGCACAGCUUCGAAUGUGGAUGUCUUUACCGAAU